Messenger RNA from Priceomyces carsonii, 1587 nucleotides. RefSeq lists its product as uncharacterized. Gene Ontology annotation, molecular function: ATP binding; protein kinase activity. The record is from RefSeq and is a predicted model, not a curated record. NCBI's taxonomy places the organism in Eukaryota, Fungi, Ascomycota, Pichiomycetes, Serinales, Debaryomycetaceae. The transcript has a single exon. Bases 1 to 1587 code for a protein of 528 amino acids. Gene Ontology annotation, biological process: protein phosphorylation.
AUGGUUAACUUUAACUAUCUGUCUAGCCCCAUAAAUCCUAUGAAUCUCUAUAUGGAGCAACUUCCUGAGUUCAUGUUUGAAAAAAAUUACGUGGAAGAAAUAAAAGAUGAGGAAGUUUGUGACACGGUAAACCAAAUUAUCUAUCGGAUGGAUGCUACACUUUUGGGCUAUAUCCUUGGAGACUAUGCUUUUAGGGAUCAUAAAGUGAUAUCUCCAACGAAACCUCAAGAGAAUAUAUUGACACUCAAAGAGUAUUUAAUCGAGCCUUCCUGCUCAGCUUUAAUUCCCGUUGGGUUGUCGUUAAAUGUUGGUGUGCAGCUUCCAGACGUAUGGUGUCCAGCGAAACACGAAAUGGAUUACGACGUCCGCACUGACCUAGUCGUUUGUAAGGAAGACAAUGUGUAUUGUGCAAUAGAAACACAAGCCUUUCCCAUGUUACUGCAGCUUAAAGACAAGUCGCUUAAAGAUAUAGGAAAGGUUAUUUUUAAAGAAAAAAAAAUUACGGAAUAUAUGACGCAACUAAUCUGCAAGAUGCUUUAUUUCAAAACUAACAAAGGAAUCCUCACUGACUGUUACACGUUCAUAUUUGUGGAGAUAGACCUUGAUUCAUUCGAGAGUAGUGUUCAUACUUUUAAAGAAAGAAAUUACAAUCGUAAUCCGAAGACAAUUCCCAUCAGAUACAAAGUCCUCAAUUGCCAUUCAGCUCUACCGAGUUUGCGAGAAGCUCUAUUAUACUUUAUCCAUAAUUCUGUUGAAGAUGAUUCAAGAAUGAAAAUUAGGAAAGAAAGAGUUGGUAGAUUGGAAGCACAUCUAAAGUUGUCCGGAAGGGAAGUUACGAAAGGUAUUCUAAACAACAAGAGCUUUGAGCCAUCAAAAAGUUCAAUUAGUCGUUCAUCUAUGAAUGGAGGAAUUCCAAACAAGGUUGUUCAAGAGAAAGAUGAAGAAAUCGAAGAUGGAAUAAUUGAUGUGCCGAAAAAUCACGGCUCCAUAUAUGUACAAAAUGGACAUAGCUUCAAUACGCAAUUGGUCAAACUAAAAUCGAGAUAUUUUAAAAAAUUCUUAUUACAGGAUUCCGAUGACAAUGAAACACUAGUUGCCAAGAUAUAUGACCCCAGGAUGGCUAAGAGGGUAGGCAGUGGAUAUAUAUAUACAGACAAGGAAAUAAGAGAAAAGUGCGAUCACUGGUACUCUAGAGAGAAAGAAUUUUAUCAAAUCUUGUCUAAGGAUGUUGAAUUUAACAGUUUGUUCGUUAAUCAAAAGGUACUGGGGCAAGUAAUGGUCACAAUAGACAAACUUUAUAUAGCCAAAGGAUACUUCAAUUUAUUUAAAUAUGUUGAAAGUGUUCCCUUGCCAAAUAACAUUGAAACAUACAAAAAAGUCAAGAAGCAAUUAGAUGUUAUUCACCACAAUGGUAUUAUUCAUGGAAAUAUUAGAAGAAGGAAUAUUCUUUACACAAAGGACGACAAGAUAUACAUUAUUGAUUUUGCAACUUCCAAGUAUUCUGGUGAAGAGCGAUAUGCACUGCGGAAAGAGGAUUUGAAAGAUUUAAGGCUGCUAUUUUACGACUGCAUUUCCCUGAACAAAUAA